AACGACAACAAGGCUUUCAGCAUUUACCACAAGAGAGAGCAGAAAAACACUUGUUGGAUUUCCCUCUGUAGAACUCUACAGUUUGCUCUGCACGCUUUGGUUUCCCUCACCCACUUACCAUGGCAAGUUAUUCUGUUUACCACAAUACCAAUCUUCAGUCAUUUGUUAGGCAAGACUAUCAAUGCAGACCUGUCAAGGCAAAAUAUGAUGAGAUCAGGUGCAAAGCGCAACUGCAACAUAGCCAGGAAAUCCAAAGGAAAGCGAGAAGUGCGACAGUGUAUGCUGGAGAAUACAGAACGAAGCAACUAGAUGAAAGUUUUCAGUCAACAAUGAGACCAAGUUCACCGACCAGGAUGAACAAGCCUCACCCACCCGAGAUAUUCUUGAUUACCACACUACAUAAUCUACCAGGUUAUUACAAUUGUAACAUCUAUAAGAAUUUUGCAGCUUCACAUCAGCAAUCCAAAGGGACACAUAGUGAACAGCAUAACCAGGUACACAUAUUCCGUGAUGCAAAUUCUAAUAUUGCAGCACAGGCUUGGCUCAGCCUUGCUAGUGAUAAAGACCGUGAAGCUGUAAAAAACAUGAUCAGGUUUGUAAGUGAGAAACCAGCGAAGAAGGUGAAUAUGUACAGAAAAAAGAACACCCUCUACCAGGCAUUUACACACCAUGUGAAACCUGAAUUCAUUGCAUCAGCUCAACAAUGGCUAAUGGGGGCUGGAACAGUAGAAACUGCAGCUGUGGAAAGACUGCUACAGACUUUGUCCACAGCCCCACAAACACCGACUCUGAAAUCUGGACCCUCGCCCACCUGUGGACAACACAGAGCAGAGUACGUCAUCCACCCAGAAUGGAAGACCGAGCACUAAAUCACUUGUUAAACUGUAUGAUUCUGUGGGGAUCUGUCCGCUCUGCACAUGUAGGUAGUAGUCAAAAUAAAUGGAAACACCAUGGUAAAUGAGGCACAUUAAGUAUAUUCAAAGUAAAGGGUUCCACACAGGUCUUGCUCAUGUGCUAGUUAUCAAAUAACAUUCUUCCAUGGUCUGAGUCAUGCAUAUCAAUGCUGGGCUGUGUUGUUUGUAUUUAAAGCUAGUAUAGGUGCAAGAGAAGGCUUCAGUGGGCUUAGGUGGACAUGUACUAAGC
Pseudophryne corroboree (corroboree frog) is the source of this 1143-nucleotide messenger RNA. RefSeq lists its product as uncharacterized. Lineage: Eukaryota; Metazoa; Chordata; Amphibia; Anura; Myobatrachidae. Bases 120 to 869 code for a protein of 249 amino acids. The transcript is spliced from 7 exons. The record is from RefSeq and is a predicted model, not a curated record.